Siniperca chuatsi (mandarin fish) is the source of this 2478-nucleotide messenger RNA. RefSeq names its product centriolin (gene cntrl). Gene Ontology annotation, molecular function: protein binding. The transcript is spliced from 13 exons. The record is from RefSeq and is a predicted model, not a curated record. The coding region runs from base 515 to 1861 and encodes 448 amino acids. Lineage: Eukaryota; Metazoa; Chordata; Actinopteri; Centrarchiformes; Sinipercidae.
GCUAUCUGUUCGUCGCGUGAUCAAUGCGGUGUAUAAGUUCUUUACUCGAUUAUUUAUAAGAACCAGCAGGCAUCUCGUAGGUAUCGCAAGCACAGGAUUUGAAACGGUGAAAGGGGAAGAAAACGAGUUUAUGAGGAGACCGUGAAGGCAACAUCCACCUGCCGCUCGAGCUCCCGGUAAACGGAUUUCUUCUGGAAACGGCGGAUCAUUCCUGUUUCGCCGAGCUGAGAAACAAACUCAUGUCGUGCUGACAAGUUAAACAAAUGUUGUUGUUGGUUUUUCCCGAAGUCAAGUUUCCCGCGACACAGCUGGCGCUACUUAACCCGCUUUGUGUCAGCGGGUUCCCGUUAACCAGGGAACCCAGGAUUAACUAACCCAACCGGGCUAACGGCAGCGGAGGUGAAGUUACCGGUAACCGUCAGCUUGUCUCGCUCGUCGGGUUCAUCGCUUUUCCAGACUGACAGUCUUCUUGACAAGUAUAGAGGCCCGAGUUGUUCAGAUUUAACCUGUCCCGAUGUCUGGUCCAGAGGAGGAGCAGAGGGCGUCAGGAGAAGGUGCAGACCCCCAAGAGAACAGAGGAGGUAUCAGGUAUAUAACAGAGAAGCUGUUGUUGAAGCUGACUGGUUGUCAGUCUCUGGCUCUGGUCCGUUCUCUGAAUCUGUCGUCCUCAACUGGAGACAAACAUAUCAAGUUCAUAGAGAACCUUCAUGGCUGUCAGCGUCUGCAGGUUUUAAACUUGAACCACAACGGGAUCCAGAGGAUGGAGAGACUGAACGCGCUGACACAGCUGAGAGAGCUGCAGCUGGCCCACAACAACAUCCAGAGGAUUGAGGGACUGGAGCUCAUGUCCAGUCUGCAGCAUCUGAACUUGUCCUUCAACAGGAUCGACCACGUCCCCGUGUGGCUGGGGAAGAAACUGCACUCACUGCGCACGCUCCACCUGCAACACAACCUCAUCGCAUCCCUGUACGAGGUGUCCAGACUGCGUUCUCUGAGUAGCCUAUCAGAGCUUUCCGUGUCAGGAAACCCCGCCUCCUCACUGCAGCACUCCCGCCUCUUCCUGCUCUACCACAUCAGGACUCUGGACAGGCUGGAUGACCUGCCAAUCACCCAGGAGGAGAGAGGACACGCCCACCAACGCUUCAACGCCGAGGAGCUGGAGCGUCUGCAGCAGGAGGUGGACGGCAGCCAAUCACAGCUGAGCAGGCUGCGGAGGGAGCAGCUGGCCGCAGUGACCCGACUCCACCAGCAGGAGGAGACAAACCGAACACUGACGGCUCAGACAGAAACACAACGACACGCACACACACUGCUGGAGCAAGAGCUGCACAUCAAGAGUCAGCUGCUGUUCUACAGAGCUGUUCUGUUUUCUUCUUCUCCUUCCGUCGUUUCCUCUCUGCUGAAGCCCCGCCCUCCCGUUUCUUUGCUGGGCGUGGUCUAUCAGUUGGAGAGGACAACAGCUGAGUUGACCAGAGCCUUUCACAGACUGUAUGAACUGGAGCAGGAGUUGACUUUCUACAAGAUAGAUGCCAAACUCAGCCCUCUGCACCUCUGCAGCGUACAGGAAGUCGACACUGUGGCUGAGAGCCCGUACUUCGGAAAGGCUCGAGACAUCAGGAACACCAUCACCUCCACUCCCCAACCUCAAACCUCCUGCUCCUCCUCCUCCUCCUCCUCCCUGCAGACCCAGGAGGGUUCAGACGUUCACACUGACAUGGAGUCGUCACGCCCCCUGCUGGAAGACUGCAGAACAGAGCAGCGUAAAGAACAGAGGAAAGUCUUGUGGAGAAUUCAGACAUCAAUCCCACUACCUCUGGCAUGCCAAGUGAGCACUCUACCAUUUGAACUAACUCCCCUGUGAGUUCCCAUUGUAAACUGACCUUAUUGUUCCAAACAGGGUUAGAGGGCUCUCUUGCGCCACGCUUCGCGUUUUUGUUUUUUUGUUGUUGCUUGAGCAGCCAGGCGAAUCUCUCUGGUGAGUUUAAUGCUGAUUACUAUGCCGAUAAAUAGGGUAACUUGCUAGUUAGCUGUUGGACUGUGAGAGAGCUAGGCUCAUCAGGCCCAUCAGCUGUUUUGGCAUUAUUGAAGCGGCUGCGCAUCUCUGUGUGAUCGCACCUCAAGGCAUUUGUUUUUUCUCAGUGCAUGUGGCAGUGUUUCAGCGAGGAUGAGAACAUUUCUGUGGGAGAAACUGACCUUGUCGUAAUGGAUCACAUUAUAUUGUUGACAUGUAAAGAUGGCAGACUAAACUAAACUCUCCUGCGACGAGGAUGGGAUUCGAACCCACGCGUGCAGAGCACAAUGGAUUAGCAGUCCAUCGCCUUAACCACUCGGCCACCUCGUCUGUUGUCGCCUGCGGUUUACGGUAAACGUCCGAUCCAGGUCACUUUGCAGGGUGUUUUGCGUAGGCCUGGAAAGUCUGGAAAGGCAUGGCGUGGAGGCGGGGGGACUGGGCGCGUUAAGCACUUGUCUUUCUUCACA